Chlorella variabilis is the source of this 1551-nucleotide messenger RNA. RefSeq lists its product as hypothetical. Gene Ontology annotation, cellular component: chloroplast envelope. NCBI's taxonomy places the organism in Eukaryota, Viridiplantae, Chlorophyta, Trebouxiophyceae, Chlorellales, Chlorellaceae. The transcript is spliced from 8 exons. Bases 1 to 1551 code for a protein of 516 amino acids. The record is from RefSeq and is a predicted model, not a curated record.
AUGCGUUUGCGCACCUGCAAGCGGGCGGAUGGCGCCAGACGCAGCCAGGUGGAGCUUCUGCUGGACAAUGUGGCUGGCAAGGGCGAGCUGCUGAGCCCCCGGCUCGACCCGGAUGUGCGGCAGCGCGCGGCGCGGGCCAUCAGCCAGCGCGGCGGGCGCGUGACGAUCGGCGACGUGGCCAGCACCGCGGGCCUGCAGCUGGACCAGGCGGAGGCGGCGGUCAAGGCGCUGGCGGCAGACAGCCAGGCCACGCUGGCGGUGUCUGCCCAGGGCGACAUUGUGUACGCCUUUGCCCCCGGCUUUGAGGCAGCCAUUGCCUCCAAGUCGCUGCUGCUGCGCCUGGAGCCAGUGGCGGCAGGGUUCCAGGCGGGACUGGAGUACCUGCUGCGCGUGGCCUUUGGUACCGCCCUCAUCGCCUCGGUCAUGCUCGUCUUCCUGGCCAUCACGGUGCUCAUGUCCAGCGCCAGCAGCCGCGACGACAACCGCGGCGGCGGGCGCAGCGGCGGCGGCGGCGGCGGCGGCUUCUUCGGCCCCCGCGUCUACUUUGACCUGACGGACCUGCUGUGGUACUGGGACCCUUUCUGGUACCGCAACCGCCGGGACCGCAUGGCGCGCGAGCAGCGCCCUGGCGGCAUGAACUUCCUGGAGGCGAUCUUCAGCUGGGUGUUUGGCGACGGGGACCCCAACGCAGACUUCGACAAGAAGCGCUGGCAGGCGAUUGGGCGGUACAUUGCCGCCCGCGGCGGUACGGUGGUGGCCGAGGAGCUGGCUCCCUUCCUGGACCUGCAGCCCGGGCAGCUGGCCGCCGACCGUGGCAGGAUCACGGUGGAUGAGUCCUACAUGCUGCCUGUGCUGGCCCGCUUCAACGGCUCCCCGCGCGUGGACGCCUCUGGCAACAUCGUGUACGAGUUCCCCGAGCUGCAGCAGACCGCCGGGGCCGGCGCGCCGCCGCCGCCCAAGCAGCGCAGCGCUCGCGAGGCGCGGUGGCAGCUGACGGCGGCGUCGGCGGGGCAGAAGCUGGGGGCCGUGGCGCUGGGCGCGGUCAACUUAAUCGGCGUGGGCGUGCUGACGGUGAUGCUUCAGGACCCGGUCAGCAAGCUGGCACUGGCCCAGAACGGGCUGCUGGGAGUGGUGGGCCUCAUGCCCUGGCUCCAGGCCUACGCCGCCGCCUUCUUCGCCAUCCCGCUCUUCCGCUGGUUCCGAAUCGCGGCGCGCAACGCGGCGGUGGACAGCCGCAACGAGGCGCGCGAGGCGGCGGUCGCCCUGCUGCAGCGCCCCGACCCCGUGCUGCAGCAGAAGCUGGCGGGCGCGGCGGCGGCGGCCAAGCGCAGCGUCAUCACAGACAGGGAUGUGAUCUAUCGCAGCGAUCAGCCCCUGGAGCGCCAGCCCUCAGACCUUGAGGCCGAGAACUUUGAUGCGCGGCUGAAGCAGCGGGCCCGCGAGCGGCAGCCCCAGGGACAGCAGCAGCAGCAGGAGGUGCCCCAGCCGCGGGGCGCCGCGCCGCAGUGGUGGUUUGACCAGCAGGCGCAGCGGCAGCGCGACCGCAGCUGA